CACAUACAAUUUCGAUUAAAAUUCAAUUGUUUAUAUCUAGAACGUAAUAAUUCGCUGAAAAUUUUUUAUUGCAACCUUUAGCAACUCAAUCGAAACGGCUGGCCGCUAUGAACGAAUCGGUGCGCUAUGAGCGCUGCCAGCAAGUACAGCUGGGCGUGCUAACCGAAUCCCAAGAGGGUAUCAAAGCGUCCGAAUCGGAUGUACCACAGGGCAUUGGUAACGUGCUGUGCACUCACGAUGGUGUGCUGCUGAAGAAAGCCAAUGCCGAACACAUUGCCGAGCUGAACACCAGCGGCUCCUUGUCCUUGGUGGAGUACAGCCAGCCAAGGCGUCGUCUGUAUCUGGAGUGGCAGCCGAACGAUAGCAUAAUGAUAGCCGACGAUAGCCAGGAUCAGGGCGAUUGGGCGCUGGUUGACAGAAUCUCGGGUCGCACACGUACCACAUCCGAGUGCAGCGCCUUCAACACAAAGCCUGCGGAGAUUGGCAGCAAUGGGAAUGCGGGAACUGCCCGUGCCCGGAUAAUGCGCGCAUUAUUAGAUGAUUUGGCUGCCGUUGAGGUGCGGCAUCGGGGUCAGACAAUACGAUUUAUGCGUAAAUCCGAUCAUGGCGUACACUGCGAGUUCUUCUUUCAGCAUGGAAACGCAGAUCUGUUUGUACGAUCCAUGCGGCAGCAGCACUUCAUCGAGAGCUCCGAGACGAGUCGCGGUGGCAGCGAGGAGUAUGCCAUACUGAACACGGAAAAUCAGAAGCUCAAAAAGACCUUCGCCGAAUUGGACAUUGGCGAAAUCAAGGCUAGCCAGCUGCCCCGGGAUAGCUGGCUGCCCAAUAAGCUGGCCGGCUUUCUGGGUACCAUACCGGACUAUGUGCAGCCAUCGUUUCAGCGAUCCCCGAAAUCACGCCCUGGUUCAUUGGUGCACAACGAUCGGCAGACCUCGCCGUCGGACAACUAUCAGUUCAUCAAGCUAAGCGGCAGCACGAAUAGCGCCUGCUCCUCGAACAGCCAGAGUCGCGGUGAGAGCGCCGACAAAUCGCCAGCGGACAGUGAACUGGAGAAUCUGAAUGCACAGGAUGAGAAAAUAGUUAACAACCUGCCAGCUCGCCAGAGCGUGCAUCGCGGUCAACCGCUCAAUGAAGCUCAGUGGCGGGAGUUUCAAACCCGUGAUGGCUGUAUCUCGGAUAGCCAACGCAUCAAGGAGAUCAUCUUCCGAGGUGGCAUUGUGCCCAGCCUGCGUGCCGAGGUCUGGAAAUACUUACUCAACUAUUAUCAAUGGUCUGACACGGAAGUGGAGCGCCUUGAACGGCGCAAACUAAAAUCGUUGGAAUACUACAAAAUGAAGGCUCAAUGGCUUUCGAUGUCCACGGCUCAAGAAGCUAACUUUAGCGGCUAUCGCGAUCGCAAGUGCCAAAUCGAAAAGGACGUAAAGCGCACGGACCGGACCCAACCGUUCUUUGCCGGCGAAGAUAAUCCCAAUCUGUUGCUACUUCAAGGCAUACUAAUGACCUAUGUUAUGUACAACUUCGAUUUGGGCUAUGUCCAGGGAAUGUCUGACCUGUUGGCGCCCAUACUCGAGAUUCAAGUGAAUGAGGUGGAUGCCUUUUGGUGUUUCGUCGGCUUCAUGAAUAUGGUGUUCAGUAACUUUGAUAUUGAUCAGGCCGGCAUGAAGACACAAUUCGCGCAACUGCGCCGAUUGCUCGAGGUGGCCAAUGCGCCGCUCUUCAACUACAUGUGCAGUCACGAUUCGGACAACAUGUACUUCUGUUUCCGCUGGCUGCUUGUCUGGUACAAGCGAGAACUGGGCAACGAGGAUGUACUCAAACUGUGGGAGUGCCUGUGGACACGUCUACCUUGUCCCAACUUCCAUUUGCUCUUCUCGGUGGCCAUACUCGAUCAGGAGACGAACGUGAUUAUCGAUAGGAAAUACGAAUUCACCGAAAUCCUUAAGCAUGUCAACGAACUAACCGGCACCAUCGACUUGAAGCGCACUCUGGAAACAGCGGAGGCCAUCUAUUUGCAGCUAAAGGGAUCUGAGGCGUUGCCCAAUGAUAUACGCCACAUCAUUGGCGAACCAUUGCUGCCACCAGUGGAUGGCGAGGUGCGGCCGGAGGAGGAGCCUGCCUACUCAGACGAUGGCUUCGAUGAGCUGGGCGAGCUAACGCCUGAGGAGAAGCGUCGCAAUGAUGAACUGCUCGAGGAGGCGUUAGAGCGAUCCUUAUAUUUAAAUUAUAUGUAGGAACGAAGCCAAAACUAAGCCGAGGGC
Drosophila navojoa is the source of this 2258-nucleotide messenger RNA. It is a transcript of the gene Tbc1d15-17, whose product is annotated as TBC1 domain family member 15/17. Gene Ontology annotation, biological process: activation of GTPase activity. Gene Ontology annotation, molecular function: GTPase activator activity. The record is from RefSeq and is a predicted model, not a curated record. NCBI's taxonomy places the organism in Eukaryota, Metazoa, Arthropoda, Insecta, Diptera, Drosophilidae.